Exophiala spinifera is the source of this 1650-nucleotide messenger RNA. RefSeq lists its product as uncharacterized. The record is from RefSeq and is a predicted model, not a curated record. Lineage: Eukaryota; Fungi; Ascomycota; Eurotiomycetes; Chaetothyriales; Herpotrichiellaceae. Gene Ontology annotation, molecular function: GTP binding. The transcript has 3 exons. The coding region runs from base 1 to 1650 and encodes 549 amino acids. Gene Ontology annotation, cellular component: nucleolus.
AUGGUCAAAUCAUUUUCCAAGUCUAAGCGCACGCCGGUGCGAUUAAGGCACAAGAUUGAAAAGGCGAGUGCCGCCAAACAGAGGAAGGCAAGAAAAGAAGACAAAAAGAACCCACAAUGGAAAUCAAGGCUGAAGAAGGACCCGGGUAUCCCAAACCUCUUUCCUUUCAAAGAAAAGCUCCUCGAAGAAAUUGAAGAGAAGAAAAGACAAAAGGCAGAGAAUGCACAGAGAUUACGGGAUGCCGCAAAAGAUAAGAAGAAGCAGACCAAACAACAGAACGCCGCAGAUGAUCAAGAUGACAUGGACGAGGAUGAUCUCAUGGAAGAGGACGAGGAUCUGCUGGAUGAGGAGAUGGACGAAGACGAAGACGAUGAUGUACAAACCUCUUCCAAUCCUCUAGCUGCCCUGGUUGCAUCAGCCCAGGCACGAGCGGCAGAGUACGAUGGAGGUGCUCUCGCAGGAGACGUUUCAGGGGACGAUGACGACGAUGUCGAGAGUGGUGGUGUGCAACUUUCCGAGACCGUGGCUGCCGACCACAGGAACCCAGAUUCGUCACGGAAAGCAUUCGACAAAAUUUUUAAACAAGUCCUGGAUGCUGCAGAUGUCGUUUUGUACGUCUUGGACGCUCGAGACCCCGAGGGGACGCGAUCGCGAGAGGUCGAACGACAGAUCAUGUCCGCCGAAGGAGGAUCGAAACGCUUGAUUCUUGUGCUAAAUAAAAUUGACCUGGUGCCGCCACCUGUCCUGAAAGGCUGGCUGACACAUCUACGACGAUACUUUCCCACGAUACCACUGCGAGCGUCGACGCCCGCUUCGAACGCGCAGACUUUUGAUCACAAACAGCUCACUCUCAAAGCCACGUCCGAGACGCUCUUGCGAUCAUUGAAGAGUUACGCGGCCUCCAAACAACUCAAGAGGUCGAUUUCUGUGGGUGUCAUUGGAUAUCCGAACGUGGGCAAGUCGUCGGUCAUCAACGCCCUGACCUCGCGGUUGAACAAAGGCACCCAGAGCUUCGCCUGCCCGGUUGGGUCGGAAGCCGGGGUGACGACCAGCCUGAGAGAAGUCAAAAUCGAUAGUAAGCUGAAAAUCCUCGACUCGCCCGGUAUAGUCUUUCCUUCGGCGGUGGACGGCGAAGACAGGGAAAGCAGGCAACGACGCAAAGCGGAACACGAGGCCAGGUUGAUUCUCCUGAAUGCGCUCCCCCCCAGCCAGAUCACCGAUCCUAUUCCUGCGGUGAGCCUGCUCCUCGAUAGGUUGUCCGGGUCAGAGGCCCUCUUUGAGAAGCUGUUGUCUCACUACGGGGUGGUCGCGCUUGGUCCUUUCGGCCGAGGGGACAGGACGACCGACUUUUUGGUUCAGGUCGCUCGGAAGAGAGGCCGCCUUGGACGAGGUGGUGUUCCGAACCUGAACGCCGCUGCCAUGGCGGUCAUCACCGACUGGAGGGACGGUAGGAUCCAAGGAUGGGUCGAAGCACCGACUCUCAAGGUCGCGCAGGACAUGCAGAUGGCGGAAGCCGAAGACGAAAAGACUCUCCCUACCGGCGUCGACAGAAAGGAGAUUGUCAAGGAAUGGGCUGCAGAAUUCAAGAUUGAUGGACUCUGGGGCGACGACAAGGCCGAUGCCGCUGGAGAUGAUGCCAUGCAGUUGUAG